Molecule: messenger RNA, 398 nt
Organism: Triticum urartu
Lineage: Eukaryota; Viridiplantae; Streptophyta; Magnoliopsida; Poales; Poaceae
Source: RefSeq, a predicted model, not a curated record
GGAAUACACAAAGGCAAUGCCCGCUACUCAUAUCGAAGAUGAUCGUUUCAGCCAUGUGCCCUCUAAUAAGGACUAUUUCCCGUCCGAGUCGAUGAAUGCGACCGUGAACCUAGUCAGACAGAAGCUUGAUAAGAUACAGUCCGGCGGUGAAACUUCUGAUGCUGCCGCCGCCGCAUCCAAGAAACCAAGGGUCGACAACCGAAGGCGUAUUUGAAUCAACGGGUGAUGCAGAACGUGCGUUAGGCGUUUCGUAUUGCUUUGUUUGCCCUAUGUUUCGUGCGCUUGCCCGCUCAUCAUUUGCAGCAGGCUGUCGCUUGGUGAUGUUAUGUAGUAGCAUGUUCCAGAGGAAUGAAUGGUGUGUGAUACUGUCAGGCUCAGCAGCUGUUUAUAUGCUCACU